AUGCAAAAACUAUCAAUCUUUGACAGACAAUUCUAACCUGCUGCCACAGCUGCUUAAGAAACUCCAGCUGCUAAGAAAGAUUCUCUUUCAGUUGUUGACAACAGAACUGGAAAGACUUAUGAGCUUCCCAUUAAGGAUGGAGCAAUUAACGCCACUGAUCUUGGCAAGAUUAAGGAUGCUCAAGGAGAAGUUACUAGAUCAUAUGAUCCAGCCUACAUGAACACAGUUGCCUGCAUUUCAAAGAUUUCUUACAUUGACGGAGAUAAGGGUAUUCUUGAAUACAGAGGUAUCCCAAUUGCUCAACUGGCUGAGAAAUCAAGUUUCCUUGAGACUGCUUUCUUAGUUAUCUUUGGAGAACUCCCAAAUCCAAAACAACUGAAAACUUUCACAAAGAAAGUGAUGACGCAUUCAAGUUACCACGAUGGUCUUGAAAAAUUCAUAAGUGCCUUCAGACACGACUCUCAUCCAAUGGGUAUGAUGUCAACACUUAUGGCAGCAAUGUCAACCUUCUACCCAGAGGCUAACCCAGCCUACGUUGGUGCAAACAUCUACAAAGACAAGAAGGAAAGAAACAAGCACAUUUACAGAAUUCUCGGAAGUGCCCCAGCUAUUGCUGCUGCUUGCUACAGACACAAAUUAGGUCUUCCACUUAACAAGCCAAAUGAAAAUCUUGGAUAUGUUGAAAACUUCUUAUUCAUGAUGGACAAACACGUCACUGAUACUGACUAUAAGCCACACCCAAGCAUUACUAAAGCUCUCGAGAUCUUAUUCAUAUUACAUGCUGAACACGAACUCAACUGCUCCACUGCUGCCAUCAGACAUAUGUCAUCAAGUUAAUCAGACAUCUAUACUUCAUUAGCUGGUGCCAUUACCGCUCUCUACGGUCCAAGACAUGGAGGUGCCAACGAGGCUGUCCUCAGAAUGCUCGAGUAAAUUGGAUCAAAAGAUAAGAUUCCUUAAUUUAUCCAAGAUGUAAAGGACAGAAAGAAGUUAUUGAUGGGAUUCGGUCACAGAGUUUACAAGAAUUACGAUCCAAGAGCAGUUAUUGUGAAGAGAACUGCUGAGGAGGUAUUCUCCAUUGUUGGAAAGGAGCCAAUGAUUGAAAUUGCUAUGGAACUUGAGAGAAUCGCUCUCAGUGAUGAGUAUUUCAUUAAGAGAAAGCUCUACCCCAACGUUGACUUCUACUCAGGAGUCAUCUACAAGGCACUAGGAAUCCCAACUGAGUUCUUCACUGUCCUCUUUACUCUUCCAAGAAUUGCUGGAUGGCUAGCUCAUUGGUACGAAUUCCUUGACGACCCAGUCAACAACAUCGUUAGACCAAGACAAAUCUACAAGGGUUACACCAAGAGAGACUAUGUCCCAAUGGACCAAAGAAAAACUGACUCUCAAUACGAUUUAGAAUAUACAAUUGAAACUCACGAUCUCAGAAGAGAAGCUUCCUACGAUUAUCAAAAGACUCAACAUAAGAAACAAUGA
This is a messenger RNA of Stylonychia lemnae, 1476 nucleotides long. The record is from the annotation of a GenBank genome assembly. NCBI's taxonomy places the organism in Eukaryota, Ciliophora, Spirotrichea, Sporadotrichida, Oxytrichidae.